AAGAGUUGGGGGUCAGGGGUGAGCCGGAAAUAGGUACGUGGCUGUUGCUGCUACACCAGCUGACGCUGAGGAUGAUGGCAGGGGUAAGCUCUGAAAGAUUGGAAGUAUCUAUCGAUGGUCUUACAUUAAGUCCAGAUCCCGUGGAACAGGCAACUUGGGGAGAAAAUCACAGAGACAGCACUCACCGGCUAGAUGGGUGUGGACAGCACAACCACUCUUGGAACAAUAUGGAAGAGCAGGAAGAGCACUAUAGUGAAGGAGAGGCAGAAAAAAUGGAGAGGGGAUGGGGUUUUGGACUGCAUGAACUCUAUGGCCUGGCUCUUCGUUUUUUUAAAGAAAAAGAUGGUAAAGCCUUUCACCCAACCUAUGAAGAGAAACUUAAACUUGUGGCUUUACACAAGCAGGUAUCGUUAGGUCCUUUCAAUCCAGAUGCAUGCCCUGAAGUUGGUUUCUUUGACGUUCUUGGAAAUGACAGAAGGAGAGAAUGGGCUGCUCUGGGCAAUAUCUCAAAAGAAGAGGCAAUGACCGAAUUUGUGAAGUUGCUUAACAAAUGUUGUCAUUUAUUUGCACCAUAUGUCAUAUCCCAUAAAAUAGAAAAAGAAGAGCAAGAAAGAAAAAGGAAAGAGGAGGAAGAAAGGCUACGCAGGGAAGAAGAGGAACGUGAACGGUUACGACAGGAGGAAGAGAAACGUAGACAGGAGGAAGAAGAGAUGAGGCGAAGAGAAGAAGAGGAAAGAAGAAGGGUAGAAGAAGAGAGAUUCCGCAUGGAACAACAGAAACAACAGAUCAUGGCUGCCUUGAAUGCUCAGACAGCGGUCCAAUUCCAGCAGUAUGCAGCCCAACAGUAUCCUGGGAAUUUUGAACAGCAGCAGAUUUUAAUCCGCCAGCUUCAAGAACAGCACUAUCAGCAGUACAUGCAACAGCUUUACCAGGUCCAACUCGCUCAGCAACAGGCAGCCUUACAGAAACAGCAAGAUGCAGUGUCUGCUUCAGCAGCAUCAGUUGCAAGCGCAGCUCCACCAGGAGAAACUCCAUCUCUGAAUGGACAGGCAGACUUGCAUAGUGUUUGCCCAGAACAAGAACUGCAAGCAGAUUUGUCAGAGGAGGCACUGGAGAAUGGACCAAAAGAUGCAGCACCAGUUAUUGCUGCUCCGUCCAUGUGGACCAGACCGCAGAUCAAGGACUUCAAAGAAAAGAUUCGACAAGAUGCAGACUCUGUGAUCACAGUUGGACGUGGGGAGGUUGUGACAGUUCGAGUGCCCACUCAUGAGGAGGGCUCCUACCUUUUUUGGGAAUUUGCAACAGAUUAUUAUGACAUUGGCUUUGGGGUGUACUUUGAAUGGACGGAUUCCCCUAACACCACAGUCAGUGUGCAUGUUAGUGAAUCCAGUGAUGACGAUGAAGAAGAAGAAAACAGUGAAGAAAAAGCCAAAAAGAAUACUAACAAGCCUCAAGUCGAUGAGAUUGUGCCAGUGUAUAGACGGGACUGUCAUGAGGAAGUGUAUGCUGGCAGUCAUCAGUACCCAGGAAGAGGAGUAUAUCUUCUAAAAUUUGACAAUUCUUACUCUCUCUGGAGAUCAAAAACUGUUUACUACAGAGUAUAUUAUACUAGAUAAAGGUGUGACGGUAAUAGUGAACACUUGGGAUAUGUGGAAAGAAGAAGUUCUAUUUCUCCUAGAAGCACUAUUGACACUCUUGUUAGUACUGGAAUUUGUCUAGUGGAGUGAAAAGUGCAGCUUGAUGUCCAAGCUUGGUCAAAGUAGUUGAAAGUUGCUGAUGAGAAAUUUGUAACCAAAGCGUCAUAACUGCUGUAUUCUAACAUCUUACAAAUGUCCCCUAAUAUGUUUGUUCAAGUUCAUCUGCUUGUUCCUUGUUGUAUUUAUUUCUAAAAAGCUGUAAGAAAUUAAAUUACUUUUUAUGGGAAUACAGAUGCCUCCUCACAGGUUCACACUGCUGCAAAUUAUGUAUUUCUUGCAAGUAAAACAUUUAGUAACAGCAUACGCAGUCCUAACCUGAAGAGCACUGCUUGAAAAGUUUGGCAUAAUUCACACAAGAUGUGCAAGUCCUAAAGAAUCUGUACCAUUAAGAAGGCAGAGUCUUAGUACUUAGUUACGCUCUUUUAAGCUGACAGUUUUUUGAAACCCAAGUCUAAGGAUACAGAAGUGCUUCACCAGAGCCUUCAGUUUCAGCUGCUGAGGUCCACUUUGUAGAAGGAUAGUGUAUUCAAAUAUGCUGUCCACAUCCAAAGGUCUAGCAGGGCACAGUAGAGGUCUUGCAUGUAUGUAAAUUUGAAGUGGCAUUUGUUAAAAAUACAAGAAUUUAUAGGGUAAUCCGAAAUGCUGAUUGGAUAAAUUUAAAGUGGAAUAAAUUACUGCACAUUGCUUUUAUGACAUGCUAGAUAUUUAAUCAGAACUUAUCUGAAACUAAAUUUUGUAUAGAGUCCAGCACUUAAAAAAGUUGUGUCAUUACAUUACAUUAAACAAAGUCAUCCAGUCAGAUGGUCUGAGAGUACUAUAUACUGUCAUAUUUUACCAUUUACAUUUCAAACUUCAAGUUAUCCAUCCAGUCUCUUCAAGUGCAGUGUUGACGUUUAAUGUUUGUAAUGGGCUUCUUGGAAUUAUAACUUGUACAAUUUAAUUUGGGCAAGGAUCAGUAAGAAGUGAAGGGUAGUAUCUCAUAAAAAAAAAAAUUUGAUGAGUUUUCAAAAUUGGCAGUGCAUCCAUAGGAAUUUUUUUCUCUGUCAGACAGACAAACUGGGGUCUGUCCUGUGGUAUCAUGUAUAGUCACCCUGUUCUAAGGUAGUAUGCAUCUUAUUCCCUGAGAUUGCUGCAUUGUGGCAUUUGUGUGUAGGUACACAUUGCCAAGUCAAAUUAAAGUUUAUAUUCCUAAACUGAAAUGGAAUGUAGGACAUAUUAAUUGGCAUCCUUUGUAGGUUUCUAAGAUUCCUUAAUCCAAACUUUAGCACUGUGUCAUACCAUUCUUGGUGUAAUAUGUAGAAAGCUCUGUUCCUCAAAUUGUCGUUAUUUAGAGCAGCAGUUAACAUUUUUAUUUGUCCAGAAGUGUUCCUGUGAAUUGAUGUACCACUUUCUUGGUUUAGUAGAAGGCUUUGAUAAUCCCAGACAUUUCUGCACAUCCCUAGUGUGUUUGUGCUUUUUGUAUAAAAAUUACAUUUGCACAGAGUGCAGUAGACUAAUUAACUAAAUAUGUUUGGGGUAGACACUUGUUUAUGCUACAUUAACAGUUUGUAAAUUGUUAUGAGUAAGAGCUCUGUUCCAAAACCUGAAUGUCUAAUAAGCUGAUUUAACUGACAGUUAUCUACAUCUGAACUGAAAUUCUGGAGGAGGAUGACGGCAUGAGCACUAGAAGUGACAGUGCCCUCACUAUCAUGAAUAUAAGUCAGUAUUUUAUGAGAAAAAGCUGUCUUGUUUGGUUUGUACUGUACAAUGUUGGACAUGGAUCCACCACGCAUGACGAAUACAUUAUUCAGUUUUCCUGUCGAUGUGUACAUUCUUCAGUCUGGGUCAUCAGCGUAUAGUGCUCACUCCUUUGGAGUAGCAACAAAUACCACAACUUAAUGUAGCUGCUGCUUCUGUGCUGUAUGUUACCUGUAGUAGUAGUAGACACAAUACCUCCACUGCUCGCUACUCUCAGCCUUUUCCAGUUGACAUGAUUGCUGCAGUAUCUCAUUUCAGUUUGUUUUUUUAACAGUUACUAAUCCUUUGGAGUAGCAACAAAUACCACAACUUAAUGUAGCUGCUGCUUCUGUGCCUUAUGUUACCAGUAGUAGUAGACACAAUGCCUCCACUGCUUGCUACUCUCAGCCUUUUUCAGGUGACGUUUGCUGCAGUAUCUCAUUUCAGUCAGUUAUUUUUUUUUUUUGUUUGUUUUUUUUAACAAUUACUAGGCAUGAGUGAGAUUUGAGCAUUGAAACAUCUGAACUUGUAAGACUGACACAAGGUCACAACUCAAAACAUUUAACUCAUGAUUGAGUUAAUUAUAAUUUUUUUUUCAAAAUGAAUAGCUCUGGGCUUAGUUUUCUGGUUCCAUUCAAGGAAAAUAGCACUCAGCGUUUAGGAAGUCAUGCAUUUUAAAUCAUGACCUGAACAUCUCAAGAGAUUAAAAUGUACAUAAAACUGUUUCAGUUCAUUAUUACUGGAGUCUUGUGUUUGGGGUAUGUGAACAGCCAUGCUAAAUGACUUUUUCUACAGACUUGCUUUUCACAGUAAAUUUUGACUGGCUCGUCUCUUUUCUUCCGUUUUAUUGGGUGAUAUGUAAUUUGUGCAUUCACCCUUCAGACAAGUGUUUUUAGUUUUUCUUGGCCUUCUGUUGCCCUGCAUGUUCUAGAACUGACUGUUGUUUCUAUAGGUAUUUUAUUUCAUAACUUACUUUGCUGCAGUUUUCAGGCAGGAAGUGCUUGGAGCUCAGCUUUCUAUCCUUUAGCAACAGAAUAUAAUAAAUUAGGUAUCACUAUUUAAUGUGGUGAUGAGGAACCACAUCUUGAGAGUACCUCAUGUGGGAAGUAUGUGGCAUUUUGGUUUACGGAUAUCUGUCUGAAGGGGGGAGUCAAUUUAUUUUAUGUCAGACUUUAGAAUUGGUUUAGUCCUCCUUUGAAGGUGUUUGUGUUAUGUAGCUGACUUUUGGAUUAGUCUUAAUUUGAAGGCAUUGCUUUCAGUGUGUGCCAAGCCUUAUUCAUACACUGCGUGUGUUUGUACUUUCUCUCUCAAGCACAGGUUGGCUGCUGUAGCCAAAGCAGUGUGACACACACACAGGGUAAAAGUAGAGUGCAAGCUACAUGAACAUUAGAAAGACAUCGGUGUUACUCUUAUUUACAUUUAGGAGGAGGAUGGUCAGAAACUAAAUGCCUUCAGUACAAACCAAAUGAAACAAACUGCCUUGAAAUACAAACUGAAAACCUGACACCAUUGAGGGUCUUGCUGGUGGAAGUUUGAUUGUGGGGAUGCCUGAAAGAUCAAGAGGAAUUUUCUUUCUUCAUUUGCUUCACUUUCUGAAGAGAAAACUGUCAAAAAAAGCUUGUUGCUGACUUUAAUCUGCAAGCCUUAAAAUAAAAGUUCACAUGAAUGAUCACUGUUUGGUAUUUUGCAAGUGUAGCUCAGAGGACUUUCUGGCUGCUUAAGUGUUGUACUGGUCAUUUGGGAAUGAGUAAAUCAAAUAAAUUAUAUGGUAUUGUGACUCAUUUUAUCAUGCUUUCCUCCCUUACAUUAAGAUUUGGAAGAAUUUAUUUUUUAUGUUUGAUGUCCGAAGGCUUGUUUUGCAUCCUUUGGUAGCCUGUACUUCAUACUGCUAGGCAGAUCAGGGGUAAAGUUUGAUGGCAAGACCUGGUUUGUUUACUGAUUAUGUACUAUCCCUAAGUAGUCUGAGAAUUGUGAGGACAAACGGAUUUUAAUGUUGGCUUUCCUUUGAAUUGUGACAUCCUUCUGUUCUGCUUGCUUUAAGUGGAGUGUCUUAUUAAAGGACUAGCACUUACGUGGUGCCUUGUAUAUUUUUAAUUUUGCUCUAAUCUUUUAUUUCCCCACCUCACAGAAAAUGGCAGCAUGCAGGGUGCAUCCAUUUGUGUAAACAGCAUGGCAUUUGUCUUCCAUGCCACUCCCUUUUGAAAAGUUUAAUUCUUUGAACAAAUCAUUAUUUCAGUACUAGUAGUAGAAAUAGCGUAAAGAAUUGUGUCAUUAAACGUUGUUCUUACAACUUGAAGAGAAUAAAAGGUGUCUGUUAAACAUUUGUAAGCAUACUGCUGAGAUGGUCUGUGCUAGGUAUGCACUUCUUCACUGCUGAAAUGGGACUUAAAGGGGAGGAGAAGUUAAGUUUACCAUACCAGAAUAAACUCCUUCACAAAGGAUACCGUAAAAAAGAAAGUAACACUGAAAUGUCUUCAUCUUACCUGGAGAUAGACUUAAGAAUGAAAUAAAGUGCACAUCACCAAAUCUAUUUAUAUACUCUUGACAAGUAGAGGGGAGAGUUAAGAUGUAUAUUUUUUCCAUUAUUUUGCUUAUAUUUCUUUUCAAUAGUAUGCACCCUCUCCUUACUAGCUCAGCUAUAAUCCUGGAUUUAUGAAUCAGACAUUAAAUUUCUGAGGAUAGAAAGCGGGAACACUAAGUAGGCAGCCAGUCAUUUUUUUAAUUCACAUUUACAUUGUAAGGUGUAUUAUAUAAGGAAUAGCAGUUUACUUGGACCUGCUGUACUAUUUCAGGAUGAUUGAUGUGCAUACCUGUUUCAUUGAUGAUGGGGAUGGGUUAUGUCAGCUCUAGGGCAGUGUAAAAAUAUGUUCCUGUUUGUUACUGAAAUAUGUCUCUAUAUUGUACAGUGUGUUUUCUAUUUACCUUGACUUAUUUCUGGAAUUGAAAUUUCUGUUGAAUCAUCUGCAGACCUAUACAGUUGUAAAUUACAUGGUAAUUUUUCAUUGUAGUGCAUUUUAUGUUAUUUGAUAAAUGGUUUGUAUAUACACUUUACAUUCAUUGCUGUUUAACAAAUUGAAAGUAUAAAACGUACUGGGAGAUCAGAUUUUUGGGGGUCAUUUAAAAUUCUCAGAAAGUCUGCCAGUGUGUAAAGAUGUUCCAGUAUCAAUUCAUGUGCUUCUCUGGAUACUUUUUUUUGCUACAAAGUUGCAUUAUCCUAAAUUUUUAUUAUAAAGUGUUCUUUACAAUGCAAA
This is a messenger RNA of Protopterus annectens (West African lungfish), 6664 nucleotides long. It is a transcript of the gene ACBD3, whose product is annotated as acyl-CoA binding domain containing 3. Bases 72 to 1616 code for a protein of 514 amino acids. Lineage: Eukaryota; Metazoa; Chordata; Ceratodontiformes; Protopteridae. Gene Ontology annotation, molecular function: fatty-acyl-CoA binding. The transcript has 8 exons. The record is from RefSeq and is a predicted model, not a curated record. Gene Ontology annotation, cellular component: Golgi membrane.